Elgaria multicarinata webbii is the source of this 2271-nucleotide messenger RNA. It is a transcript of the gene TMEM263, whose product is annotated as transmembrane protein 263. The coding region runs from base 365 to 715 and encodes 116 amino acids. The record is from RefSeq and is a predicted model, not a curated record. Lineage: Eukaryota; Metazoa; Chordata; Lepidosauria; Squamata; Anguidae. The transcript is spliced from 5 exons.
GCCUAGACUGAAGCGCCUGCGCGCCCCUCCGAGCGGCGGGGGGCGCUGGGGGACGGCCUGAGGCGGGUUCUUCGGGCGGAGACAGGGCGAGGUGCGUAGGGCGCCACGUCGGCAGGCACUGAAGGAGCAGCCUGCCGCCAGAGACGCUCGGAGUUGGCUUCGCGAUUCGGGGGCUGCCGACGGAGCCCUCAGCCAGACUGACCCGAGCGGUGAGGAGAAAGCGAGACACCCACGGAGGUUUUACAUAGAAAAUCACAGUGGGACUUGUGAAUGCUGUAACAGUUGAUGUCAUUUAAUUGGAAGAAAAAAGAGAAGUUGUACUUGGGGUCUUGAAGGUAUACAGCAAGCCAUUAUAUAGGCAAUAAUGAACCAAACGGAUAAAACUGAACAAGAUGUUCCCCCAUAUCUUAAUGAUGAGCCACCAGAAGAUGCGUUAAAAGAUCAUCCACAGCAGCAGCCUGGCAUGCUUUCUCGUGUGACCGGUGGCCUCUUCAGCAUAACAAAAGGAGCUGUUGGUGCCACAAUUGGUGGUGUAGCAUGGAUAGGAGGGAAAAGUUUCGAAGUGACCAAAACCGCAGUAACAGCUGUGCCUUCUAUGGGAGUAGGAUUAGUUAAAGGAAGUGUUUCAGUUGUGACAGGAGGUGUUACAGCUGUAGGAUCUGCUAUCUCAAGCAAAGUGCCUUUAACAGGGAAGAAAAAAGAUAAGUCUGAUUAAGAAAGAGACUGAGGCCAGUUUGUCAAGGACAUUGCCUGUGCAGCUUUGGAAUCUGCAAAGAUUUGGACUGUUACAAAGCCACAGGUUUUAAGAUGCAUCUAAAGAGCUGUAUGAAUAUUUUUCACCUGAAAGGACAGAAGCAGCAUGGUGUCACAGUAUCUAAAACUUUAUAAAUUUCUUCAAGCACUCAUCUGGUGAAAUGUUACACUUGAUACGUACCUAAUCAAGUACAUGAAUCUGAAGGGAUAGCUCACAUUUGAAUAUUAAUUCCCUGUAGAUCUUCUUGCAGUUUUGAACUAAAAAUGUGAAAAAGUGAAGCAAAUAGUUAAGCAUUUUGAAGUUCUGUUGGUUCCAAGGGGAGGGAUUUAAAUAUGUGCUCCUUUUAAAAUCAAUUGAACAUGAAAGUGCUUAAAUAUUGGCUGGAUCAUGCCCUUAGUUGGUAGCCUCUGCAGUAUCAUAAAUAUAUUGAUGUUCUAGCUACAAGUCUAUGGUUUCUGUAUUUUCUUGGAUAAGGAAUCAUUGAACUGCCUAAAGGGUUUCAUAUAUCUUUGCUUUUUGAAACUAUUUUUAUACACAGUCUAAACUCUUUGAAUGGUGACUGCUGUCAGAAGCGUGUGUGUGUGUGUGUAUGUGUAUAGACGUAUCCUAUAUCAACUCAAUCAUUCAUGCCUUAUGGUGAAAAACAAUCUAUUUUUACUUAGAAAAUCUAUAAAGAUGUUGUAAUGUCCCUCAUUUCAAUGCAGUCUGUGGAAGAAGCUUUACACUUUUAAAAAACAACAACUUGAUACUGAUACUGACUGCUAAAUCUCAGGUGUAGCUGACUGGUACCCACUUCUCACCUAUAAAAUGAAAAAAAAAAGUGCUGUUAGAUAGUUUAAACUGACAUGUAAGUCCAAGUUUACAGUUCACACAAUAUUGGAUAGUGUUAAGUUCUAGAAUAAAAACACUUCUCUGUGGCUUCUAGGCCAACUAAACAAAUGACUCUAAAAUCUGCUUCUUGAACACAGGGCACAAAUCCAGCAACCAUUGUACUACAUAUCAAUAUCAUUUUAGUGGGUGAAAAUUGAAUAGAGACUGUGUAGUAGCAGUUGUUGAUGGAUUGGACUUCUCAUUAUUUUCAGUAUGAGAACAUAAAGAACUUUCUAGCAUUUACCUCAACAGGUAGGUUUGCUGAAGAUGAAAGAAAACACAAAUGGCAUCCAAGACUGACAAUGAUAAAAGCAGAGAUUAAAAAUAACUAGGCGACCUGCGUAGAAAUCAAUUUAAUGCAUACAUUUUCAAGGUUUCCUGAGCGGGUUGUAGAUGGGUGACUUGUUCUCUUGCUUCUAAUCCAUAAACUCCAAAGUAGACCUACUCUAAUCAGUAGGUUCUACUGUAGGUUAAUUGAGUUUAUGCCUUGUGAGUUUCAUUUUGAAGCUCUGAAGUUCUUCAGCAUGUUCUUGUUGACUUUGUAGCAUUUUUGGUAGCCCGUAAAAGAUGGCUGAAGUUCACAUGAAUAUUCUGUAUGCAGUAUUUCCUAAAACGUGUGUGUUGAAAUAAAAGGAAAAAUGUAAGCA